AUAGGGGCAUGGUUCCAAACCCUAAUUGUUUUUUUCUGAUCCGCCUCUCCUGUUCUUCUCUGCGGACGCCUGCCUUCCCUGGUCUGCAAACGGCAGACUGUCUCUUCUUCCUCCCUGUGCUUUUAGCCGCUGUUUUUUCCCCAGCCAAAUCUGCCUUUAGCCGCUGGUUUCUCAUCCCAAUCAUUAGCCCAAUAAUAUAUAGCUUCCUUUUGUCAUGGCAACUAAUGGGCGAGACGUGUUCGAUACCCUUCCUGGAGGAUUGCGAUUAUUUCUUCGUAAUCUGCAUUCUCUGGUUCCUGCAAAAUUGGAGGAUAAUAACUAUCCGUCAUGGUCAUCAACAGUGAAAGCAACCCUCAUUGCACAUCGUCUUUUUGGGCAUGUUGAUGGUACUGAUGCCGCACCUCCACCCACUAUUCUUGACGAAAAGGCAGCCACCGCCGGAGAUAAAGAACCAGUGAUGAAGCCCAACCCGGCAUAUGAACAGUGGGUCAUCAUUGAUGCACAACUACGAGCCUCCCUCCUUGCUCUGCUUUCUCCAACCGUUCAGAACUAUGUUCAUAUGUGCACCACAGCCGCAGAAAUCUGGAAUCAUCUUCACCAAAGGUAUAAUUCGUUGUCUCAUACGCAUAUUUUUCAACUAAAGGAGCAGCUUCAUAAUAUUCGUAAGGGACAAUCUAGUAUGCAAAGCUACCUUGAUGAGGUCUUAAAAAUUGUUAAUGCCCUUGCCCUUGCCUGUGAACCAAUCCCAGAACAAGAUAUUAUUCUCAAUGUCAUGCGUGGUCUACCGCCUGAAUAUGGAUCUCUAAAACAAAAUGUUCGGACCAAUCUUGCCAGUCUCACAUUCAACACUGUCUCUUCUUGGCUAUUAUCUGAGGAACUGAAUAUUCAACUUGAACAAAAACUCAGUCUUGGUCCGACAACAGGUUCGUCCACGGAGUUACAUACCGCUCUCUAUGCCUCCCAGGAGAGUUCGUCCACUCAGCGUGGCCGUGGUCACUUUGGAGGCGGCAGGGGAUACGGCAGGCCCUCCGGCAGUGGCGGCUGGACUGGAGGAGGCGGGAGGCCUGGUGGUGCUGGUGGUGCUGGCGGUCGGUUGCAGCAUUCUCAUCCAUAUUAUGGCUCCAACUCGGUCUCUACGGCUGGGGGACAGUCGUUACCGAUUUCUAGUGUUGGCUCAGGACAGGUUACCACAGCCACAGGAUUUUUUGAUCCUGGACAAUCUUACCAAUCAGGUGAUAUACAGAGGCCCAUGUGAGCAUGGUCUAUACACCCUUCGAGUCAAGUCUCCUGGAGUAAUUAACUCAAAAAACAAAAUCUAACGUGUAACACCCUAAUCCGUCCAGGUCUGCAGCCCCUUUCGGACUAAAGUAUUUAACUUGGUAAUCGUAAAAUUUAAAACUUUUCAAACACACUUUAUUAAUCUCAAUAAUAUUUUUCAUAACAUAUACAGUACGGAGUAUUUAACAAUAUUGCGGAAGCGAAUUUAAUAUUGACAUAUCAUAAAUCAUUUCAAAACUUGUCACAUCCAUCCCGACAAUCUCGCCCCAUCUGCCGCCAGGAUCACAUUAAUCUUUCUGUUUACCUGCGUGUAGCAAAUAAAACAUACUACACGCUCAGCGGUGAAGCUGAGUAAGCAUAUCUAAAACGUCGAACAUCCACAUAAAUUGAAUCUCAAUUC
This is a messenger RNA of Cuscuta campestris, 1678 nucleotides long. The record is from the annotation of a GenBank genome assembly. NCBI's taxonomy places the organism in Eukaryota, Viridiplantae, Streptophyta, Magnoliopsida, Solanales, Convolvulaceae.